Messenger RNA from Charadrius vociferus (killdeer), 1749 nucleotides. It is a transcript of the gene PDZD7, whose product is annotated as PDZ domain containing 7. Gene Ontology annotation, biological process: sensory perception of sound; auditory receptor cell stereocilium organization. The transcript has 14 exons. Gene Ontology annotation, molecular function: protein binding. The record is from RefSeq and is a predicted model, not a curated record. Gene Ontology annotation, cellular component: plasma membrane; cilium; stereocilium tip. The coding region runs from base 1 to 1749 and encodes 582 amino acids. NCBI's taxonomy places the organism in Eukaryota, Metazoa, Chordata, Aves, Charadriiformes, Charadriidae.
AUGGCCCAGGGCUGGGACGCGGCAUUGUCGGGGAUGACGGCGGGCAGCCGGUCGCGGAGUUCCAGCAGUGAGGCCAGCCUGGCUCCCCGCUGCCUCCUCAGCAAACAGAGCCGCCUGCUCAAUGGGGCCACCCGGGUCAGCCGUGCCGCUUCCCCCAUGGGCCGCGUCAUCCUCAUCAACACCCCCAUCGAAGCCAGCAGCAAUGAGAGUGACAUCAUCAAUGCCAUCACGGUGGAGAAGAGCGUGGACGGCAAGCUGGGCUUCAGCGUCCGUGGUGGCUCCGAGCACGGGCUGGGCAUCUUCGUCAGCAAGGUGGAAGAGGGCAGCGCUGCUGAGCAGGCCGGGCUGUGUGUUGGUGACAAGAUCACGGAAGUGAACAGCGUGAGCCUGGAGAAUAUCACCAUGAGCAGCGCUGUCAAGGUCCUCACUGGCAACAACCGCCUCCGCAUGGUGGUCCGGCGGAUGGGCCGCGUGCCAGGCAUCAAGUUCUCCAAGGAGAAGACGGCAUGGGUGGAUGUGGUGAACAGGCGUCUGGUGGUGGAGAAAAGCGGCUCAACACCAUCGGAGAGCGGCUCCGAGGAUGGGCUGCGGCGCAUUGUCCACCUCUACACCACCUCCGAUGACUACUGCCUGGGCUUCAACAUCCGCGGCGGCAGGGAGUUCGGCCUCGGCAUCUACGUCUCCAAGGUGGACCCCGGGGGGCUGGCGGAGCAGAACGGCAUUCGGGUGGGAGACCAAGUCCUUGCAGCCAAUGGAGUCAAGUUCGAAGACAUAAGCCAUAGCAAGGCAGUGGAGGUGCUCAAGGGGCAGACCCACAUCAUGCUAACCAUCAAGGAGACCGGCCGGUUCCCUGCCUACAAGGAGAUGGUGGCCGAGUACUGCUGGCUCAGUCGCUUGACCAAUGGGCAGCUGCAGCAGCUGUCUCAGGCCUCGGAGACCAGCUCCUCCAUCUCCUCCUAUUCCUCGGGGCCAGCGCCGGGGGUGGUGAACGGACUGGGGACGGCCACCCCCGGGCCUCCCACUCGCACCGUCGACGUAGCCAUCUCCACGGAGGAUGGGCCACGAGACGCGGCGCACGGGGCCGCCUCCCGAACUUCGCUGCUGGCACUGAGCCGACCCCGGCAGCCCAUCACACGCUCCCAGAGCGACCUCACUGUUGCUGAGGAGAAGCGGAAGAAGGAGAAGCCGGAGAUACAAGGGGCACGGGGGGCCCCACCAGGGCUGCACCGCUCCAAGACCCUCGUCAACCUCUUCUUCAAGGGGAGCCGUGCCACCAGCCAGAGCUGGUACCUGCACGAGGGCAGCGUGGAGGAUUUGGUGCGGCCACUGCUGGCCAUCCUGGACCGGCCCGAGAAGGUCCUGCUGCUGCGGGAUGUGAGGAGCGUGGUGGCCCCCACGGACCUUGGCCGGUUUGACAGCAUGGUGAUGCCCCUGGAGCUGGAAGCCUUUGACGCCCUGAAGAGUCGCUCAGGGGAUAUCAGCAUCUCCGGUGGCAUCGAGUCGAGGGCACAGCCGGUGGUGAAGAUCGAGAAGAUCUUCCCUGGGGGAGCCGCCUUCCUCAGCGGUGUCCUCAAGGCUGGGCAGGAGCUGGUGUCGGUGGACGGGGAGAGCCUGCAGAACGGCACCCACCAGCGGGGCUCCUCCAGCCCCACCCCCAGCAGGGAGAAGCUGCAGGUCCCAGGCGCAUCCAAAAAAGGGCACCCCAAGAUGAAGCACCCCAGUCUGUACAACUGGCCCCCCAGAUCAUAA